Messenger RNA from Suillus subaureus, 423 nucleotides. RefSeq names its product Cerato-platanin. The transcript has a single exon. The record is from RefSeq and is a predicted model, not a curated record. NCBI's taxonomy places the organism in Eukaryota, Fungi, Basidiomycota, Agaricomycetes, Boletales, Suillaceae. The coding region runs from base 1 to 423 and encodes 140 amino acids.
AUGAAAUUCACAUCGGCUGUCAUCUCUCUCCUUGCCAUCGCUCUUCCCGUGCUCGCUCAGACUGAGAGCCUUUCCUAUGAUAACACUUAUGAUAAUGCUGAUCAGUCUCUCACCACCGUCGCCUGCUCAGAUGGGCCCAACGGGCUCAUCUCCAAGGGCUACACGACUCUUGGUCAAUUGCCUACAUUCCCCAAUGUCGGUGGUGUCUACACUGUUACGGGAUGGGAUUCAGUUUACUGCGGAACAUGUUACGAAGUGACAUACGACAACACGACAAUUGCAAUCCUUGCUGUUGAUGUUGCGAGUGAAGGGUUUAACGUUGCGGAGGCAGCGAUGAAUAAGCUUACUGAUAAUGAGGCUGAGUUUUUGGGGAGGGUAUCGGUGACUUCAGUUGAGGUGGACGCAUCUGUAUGUGGCCUUUGA